Pogona vitticeps (central bearded dragon) is the source of this 1451-nucleotide messenger RNA. The record is from RefSeq and is a predicted model, not a curated record. Lineage: Eukaryota; Metazoa; Chordata; Lepidosauria; Squamata; Agamidae.
GCCUUAUUUGCAAAGCAAUACAAGCUGGAGUUAUGUUCUCUUCCAUCUCGCGUAAAAUGAAGAAUGACAGAGCUUCAUGAAGCUGUAGCUUCAGAGAAUUUUGACUUGGUGGAUAAAAUCCUAAAGAAGGGGCUGUGUGAUCCAAAUAGCAGAGAUAUGGAUUGGAGCAAUAGGACACCCCUCCACUGGGCUGCAGCAAAAGGACAUUCAAAGAUCAUAAAACUGCUUGUGGGACAUGGUGCUCGCCUAUGCUUGAGAACUGAAGCAGGAUGGACCCCAGUUCAUUUUGCUGCUGAGUCAGGAAGGCUAGGAGCAUUACGAACACUCCACACUUUGCAUGCUCCCAUGGAUGCUGCUGAUCUCUAUGGGGACACACCAAAGAGGAUUGCAGAGAUCUAUGGACACAAAGACUGUGUCAGAUUUUUGGAAGUAGCUGAACAGCAGUACAGGGAAUAUUGCCAGAUAGCAAAAUUAAAAGGAGAUUCGCUAGAGGAGGAAGAUGAAGACUGGGAACUUAAGAAGGAAGAAGAUUUGAAAAAGAAACCUUAUUCUCGAAAGAAACAUCCAAAAAAUCUUGGGAGAAAAGAUGGCAUUCAAACAAGCAAUUAAUGGAAUUGCAAUAGAAUAUCUACUGUGAGUUGGAAUUUAACUUCCUUGUUUUACUGGACUACACAAACUAAUACACAAAAAGGACCAACCAACCAAGCAAAAUAAGAAGCAUAGCAGAAAGUACUAAAACAUAUCAUGGCAGGAGGGUCAUAUCAGCAAUUUUCAAAGAGGUACUGGAAUAAUUACAUUUCAGAGGAGCGGAGUUGCUUUGUCAUCCUGAAUUUGAAUCUGCAUUGCUUAUUUCCAGAUAAAGCAGGUGACACAGAUAGCAACCCUUCUGACUGAUUGAAAAAGAGAUAGCCUCAGUUUUUUUUUCAAUGACUGAGGGAUUAUAAAUAUAAGACAAAUUCAGUUGAGAUUCAGAAAUAGGAAAUAAAAAAGCAAUUUUGGUUAUGCACAAGUUUUUUUCAAUUAACAAACAUUCCAAUAAAUAUUCAAUAAAUACUGUACUCCUGGCCACCCAGAACCCCAUGAGUUCAACACUGAAGGUGUCAAAGUGGUCUACAUACCCCAAAAUAUUUCUAAUUCAGCUUCUAGAUAAGGUGGUCAUAAGGACCUUUAAGGCUUAUUACAUAUAGUACUGUAUGGAAAAUUUUCAACACUAUGGAAGAGAACCCCGUUAGAGAGAACUGGUUUGUUUGUGUGUGUCAAUCAACUGUUUAUGCUUUUUAGUUAUGUUUGUGGGGGCAUAAGAGUUAUACAUGAAUUUUGAAUUAAACGGUGGUCCAGCACUCCUAACCCUAACAUUUUUGAAGGGAGAAGUAUAUACAGAAAGAAGAUAAACAGAGAUCACAAUCUCUUGUUUCAGAGGAAUGGGCUGAAUGGUGCGUUCAGAAUGUCCA